Macaca mulatta (Rhesus monkey) is the source of this 1979-nucleotide messenger RNA. RefSeq names its product transmembrane protein adipocyte associated 1 (gene TPRA1). Gene Ontology annotation, cellular component: plasma membrane. Gene Ontology annotation, molecular function: G protein-coupled receptor activity. Lineage: Eukaryota; Metazoa; Chordata; Mammalia; Primates; Cercopithecidae. The record is from RefSeq and is a predicted model, not a curated record. Gene Ontology annotation, biological process: G protein-coupled receptor signaling pathway.
UACAGGGACACUGGGACUUGUGGGACUGUGGCCGUUUUCGCAGUUUGGGCUGGACGAAAAAGACGGGUGGCCGCUGUCGGCAAGGGCUGCAGGGUGUGCGAGCUGACCCCGCCUCGCCUUUCCUGCCUAGCCCUCAUUCCGCGGAACCGGCCGCGCCCGGUCCUUGCGCGACGCUCCCCGGCCCCGGCCGCCUGGUCAGGCGCUGGAGGCCGGAGUCCCGCGGCCUGUACUGGGUCCGCGCACACCCAGCGGCGGCGGAUGGGCGGCCGGGGCGGCCGGGCCUGAGCGCGGCCAGGGCUUUCAGGGCUGGCUGCUGGCAGAAUGGACACCCUGGAGGAGGCGACUUGGGCCAAUGGGAGCACAGCACUACCCCCACCCCUGGCACCAAACAUCAGUGUGCCUCAUCGCUGCCUGCUGCUGCUCUAUGAAGACAUUGGCACCUCCAGGGUCCGGUACUGGGACCUCUUGCUGCUCAUCCCCAAUGUGCUCUUCCUCAUCUUCCUGCUCUGGAAGCUUCCAUCUGCUCGGGCCAAGAUCCGCAUCACCUCCAGCCCCAUUUUUAUCACCUUCUACAUCCUGGUGAGUUCACUGCAGUUGACAGAAAAGCCAACGACACAACUGAAACAAAAAGGAAUUAGCUGCUUCUAUAAUGAAAAUGAGCUUCAGGUGUUUGUGGUGGCACUGGUGGGCAUUGCCCGGGCCGUGGUAUCCAUGACGGUGAGCACCUCGAACGCUGCAACUGUUGCUGAUAAGAUCCUGUGGGAGAUCACCCGCUUCUUCCUGCUGGCCAUCGAGCUGAGUGUGAUCAUCCUGGGCCUGGCCUUUGGCCACCUGGAGAGCAAGUCCAGCAUCAAGCGGUUGCUGGCCAUCACCACAGUGCUGUCUCUGGCCUACUCUGUCACCCAGGGCACCCUGGAGAUCCUGUACCCUGAUGCCCAUCUCUCAGCUGAGGACUUUAAUAUCUAUGGCCAUGGGGGCCGCCAGUUCUGGCUGGUCAGCUCCUGCUUCUUCUUCCUGGUCUACUCUCUGGUGGUCGUCCUUCCCAAGACCCCGCUGAAGGAGCGCAUCUCCCUGCCUUCUCGGAGGAGCUUCUACGUGUAUGCGGGCAUCCUGGCACUGCUCAACUUACUGCAGGGGCUGGGGAGUGUGCUGCUCUGCUUGGACAUCAUCGAGGGGCUCUGCUGUGUAGAUGCCACAACCUUCCUGUACUUCAGCUUCUUUGCUCCGCUCAUCUACGUGGCUUUCCUCCGGGGCUUCUUUGGCUCAGAGCCCAAGAUCCUCUUCUCCUACAAAUGCCAAGUGGAUGAGACAGAGGAGCCGGAUGUACACCUACCCCAGCCCUACGCUGUGGCCCGGCGGGAGGGCCUGGAGGCUCCAGGGGCUGCUGGGGCCUCAGCUGCCAGCUACUCAAGCACACAGUUUGACUCUGCGGGCGGGGUGGCCUACCUGGAUGAUAUCGCUUCCAUGCCCUGCCACACUGGCAGCAUCAACAGCACGGACAGCGAGCGCUGGAAGGCCAUCAAUGCCUGAGAGCAGCUGCCAGGGCCUGCAGAGGACAGGCCAGAAUGGAGGCCAGCAGGUCCAGAGUCCCCGGGGGAGGAGGACCAGGUCAAGGGACCUUCUGUGGGCGGUAGCCUUGUGUGGCCCUGUUCCCACCAUGAGUCUGGAGGCCCCACCUCCCUGGGGCUCCCAAUCCCCUUUGCCAUCUCUGCUCUCACUGGGGACUCUCCUCCCUUCCCAUCUGGUCUCAUACUGCUCAGCGACAUGGCCCAGGCUUUCCUUCCAGGGCCAUGCUUGGCAAGGUUGGCUGAGGGCACCCUCCUUCUCUGCAUCCUUGGCACGAGGGCAGGGCUGGCUCUCCCAAUGCCUCCAUCCCAUCCCCAUGGUGCUUUGGCCUCCUCAAAGCCCACUGUGGUAGAUGGACUGAAGUGUGUAUAUUUUCUUGAUCUAUUUUUUAAUAAAAAUGAAAAGGAGCAGAA